This is a messenger RNA of Paramecium sonneborni, 357 nucleotides long. The record is from the annotation of a GenBank genome assembly. Lineage: Eukaryota; Ciliophora; Oligohymenophorea; Peniculida; Parameciidae.
AUUAUAGACAUGAAAAGCUUGGGGUAUAGCCAACUGCAAUUAAGUCAAAAAAUUAUCAAAACAGAUGGGGAUGAUUCUGACAUGCUUUUACCAGAAUCUGAUAAAGAUGAAAUUGGAUAAAUAUUGAAUACAGAAGAAAGCAGAAGCAAACCAAUUAAAGAACUUAGAUUUAGUCUCAAAAAUUAAGUUUGGAUAUUCGAUAGAAAUCAAAAAAGACAUCAAUCAUACAAAUCGCCUUCACCGCUUGGUACUAAAUCUUCCCCUUCCAUUCUUAAAAAUAAAAAUGCAAUAACGAAAUAAUUCAAUCAUGACAAUAUUAUUUAAAUUAAUCAGCCACAAUGAAUCUUAAGAUUAAAC